AUUCCCGAGAAGUUUUUGGUCUCAUAAAGAAGCUGAAUAUUGUCCCUGACACCAAGAAGAGAGCAAAAACAACAUCAUGUAGAUGCUUUUCCUUUGGCUGUUUCUCUUCUUCCAUCGUGUUGAAUGUACCUUACCAUAAAUCAUUGUUUCUCAUGGUUUGUUUUUUAAAUGUUUGCAGCUUUCUUUGAUACACCGGUCACUGGAGGAAACGGCAAUAGCUCUUCGAAGGCAAAUGAAUCUGUACCUCGUGAAUUUGCAUAUUCAAAUUUCAAACUAAAUACCCCUAAAAAAAUUCAAACUUCAAACUAAAUACCCGUAAAAAAAUUCAUACUUCAAAUUAAAUGCUCAAGGAGAUGCCUUUUUUCUUCUGAGAAAUUGAAACUACAGUAUCAGAAUUCAAAGGUGGCCUCUGUUUUAUGGAUUACAAAAAAUUUCAGAUAGACUUGUGUUUACAUCCUUUCCUAAUUUAGAUAGAAGUAUGUAAUUGAAGUCAAGUUCAUCUAUAGAGUUCAUUUUGUAGAGCAGGUUGACCAUCAUUCACUCCAUUACCACUUUGUGGAGAAGUUGGUGAUUGUAACUUCUUCUUUAGCCUCUGUUGGAACCCCAAACUAAUGCCUGCUUUUGGCACUGUUGGUAGUUUUUUUAAACUGCAUAUCCUUGCCCUGGCCCAUUUCCACCUCUAACAGUACAUGCGGCAUAGGCCAUCAGGUCAAGUCAUAUUUAUGUGUUUGACACACAAAAGAAUCCAAGAUCUGACUCUCUUUUGCAUGCUGAGAUCAAUCCAACGCCAUGACAUUGCCAAGAACAACCACCUAGUGACUUACUCUGUUGCUCAGUUCCGGUUUCUGGAGCGACUACUUAUCGUCCAUGGGCACUGGUGCUAUAAGAGGAUAACCCAAAUGGGAACUUUCACUUUAUGUCGGGUCAUCAAGAGAAAUGAUCUAGGACAGAGAACCAUCUAUCUUCAGGGUGAAUCCAAAUCCAAGGGGAGCAUUUCUUCUUCCAUUGAUGACCUUACUCCAAGAUUCUCAACAGAUGUCUUAAGAACCUCUGAAGAAAGCACAUCUCAAGCAAGAACUAUGUUAAAUGGAAGUAAUGAUUCAACACUGAUCAGUUCAAGUUCUGAAGUUAGUAGUGGGAUAGAGCUACAGCGAACCAUGACAGAGAUUGAUCAAACAAGCCCCUUGUUCUCGAGCUAUCUAGCUUCAGAUACUCUGAAGAUGGACAGAUCCUGCAUGCUGCUUCUUUUCACGAGUUACUAGACACAAGUAGAGAAUUUCAAGACCUGGUCAAUGCACACAAAGGCACUGUUGGUUCUGAAAGGCUCACUGAGGUCGUUUCUCCCUUGAGAUGUGAAACUGCCAAAAGAGAGAUCAAGAAAGCAUCUACUGUGAAACAACAGAAAACAGAUAAUGUACCAACAUUAGAUCAGCUAAUUAAAGAAGAGGAGAGAGAAACUGGAGAUACAGGUCUGAAGCCAUACUUACAAUAUCUGAAUCAGAGCAAGGGCUACUUGUAUUUCUCCUUGGCAGGCCUAUGCCAUCUCAUGUUUGUGGCUGGACAGCUUACACAAAACUCUUGGAUGGCUGCUAACGAAUCACACAAACUCAGGAAGAAAAUGUCGCUUCUCUUAUAUUUAAAUAGAAGUCUCUAAUGUUUCUCUGUUUGUUUUGAUAUUUCAAGUCUCUUGGACUGAGGGAGAAAACCAAUCUCUGUUUUUCUUCUUUCUUUUUCUUUUCUUUCUGUUUUUUCAUGUUUUAUGGAUUAGGAUUCCAAGUCUAUUUGACUGAGAAUUGAAGACUCUUUUAGGGUUUUCUUGGGUUA
Messenger RNA from Magnolia sinica, 1824 nucleotides. RefSeq names its product ABC transporter C family member 10-like. NCBI's taxonomy places the organism in Eukaryota, Viridiplantae, Streptophyta, Magnoliopsida, Magnoliales, Magnoliaceae. The record is from RefSeq and is a predicted model, not a curated record. The coding region runs from base 690 to 1262 and encodes 190 amino acids. The transcript is spliced from 4 exons. Gene Ontology annotation, cellular component: plant-type vacuole; vacuolar membrane. Gene Ontology annotation, biological process: transmembrane transport. Gene Ontology annotation, molecular function: ATPase-coupled transmembrane transporter activity.